Molecule: messenger RNA, 711 nt
Organism: Echinococcus granulosus
Lineage: Eukaryota; Metazoa; Platyhelminthes; Cestoda; Cyclophyllidea; Taeniidae
Exons: 6
Coding region: 1-711 (236 amino acids)
Biological process (GO): regulation of autophagy
Cellular component (GO): lysosomal membrane; Mon1-Ccz1 complex; late endosome membrane
Molecular function (GO): protein binding
Source: RefSeq, a predicted model, not a curated record
AUGAUUUCUUUCGCUUCGCUUAGUCCAAAUCCUCUUGUUUUUGAGCCCAUUAGUAGCAUGAAUAGUGUUUAUUACGAUCCUGCUAAUGGGCAGGUAUUUACUCUUCGUGCGAGAGGUGCUAUGGGAGUGAAUGUCAAGUCGUUAGAAUCCCGAAAAACAUCUAAUUUUCGGAUCUGUGAUAAAGGAGAGGUCCUUUCGAUUAAGUUCGAUCCCAACUGUACAGUUCUGAGUCUGCAACGGAAGCGAAAUUGUGUUGACUUUAUAAACUUUGAAAAUGGUCGUCCAGAAGACAUUGAAUACUCGCAAACUUGCAAGAAAACGGCUUCAAGUAUAAUCGGUUUUAUUUGGUCCAGUGACAACGAAAUAAUUUUUGUUACAAAUGAAGGCUUUGAACUAUACCAGGGUUUUGUAACGAAAUGUUCGAGUUUUGAGGUACCCGAAGAAGAGAUUCUCUCUCCGUCUUCGACUUCAACAUCAGCGGCAUCAGAUGACUUAAAGAAACUUCAGCAAAAGAAUUGUCUUCUGGCUAAUCUGUACGUUUUAUUGCUGAAAAGUUUGACGUCUGGUUAUUUUUUUCCUCUAGUAUUCUGUUUACAACGUAGUAACGAUGCACUUGGGAACCACCUAUACGAUGUUCCAGCUCUCUCUCUUGAACCAGAAACCGAGUUUCAUACACCUCUAUGUAUCCUUUCCUUUAUUCAUCAAAUUUAA